AACUCAGAACCUAGAUAAACAGCAUUUUGGGUGGUGUGACUGCUGCGGCUGCUGCUGGGCUAUAUAAAGAGCAUCACUUUGCUUGUCACAAGGUUUUUUCUUAAUUGUGUGUCGACUCAGCGGUAACAGUCGGAGUUCGAAAAGUUUAGCGGGCGAAAUAAAACGGUUCAAAAUGAGUGAUUACAAGUACAUGAGUGGUUUUGGUUCUCACUUCUCCACCGAAGAUCCCAGAUGUCCAAACGCAUUGCCCGAAGGACAAAAUACACCACAAAAGUGUGCGUACGGUUUGUAUGCUGAACAAUUAUCGGGUACAGCAUUCACAGCCCCACGUCACGAAAAUGCACGCACUUGGUUCUAUCGCAUCAAUCCCAGUGCCAAACAUCAGCCAUUCCAGGCAUAUGAAACAGCUGGAAAACAUUUGAGUCAUAAUUGGGAUGAACAAAAACCAAAUCCCAAUCAGAUGCGUUGGAAACCAUUCGAUAUUCCUAGUGGAAAUGAGCCAGUGAAUUUUGUUCAAGGUCUACACACUGUCUGUGGUGCUGGAGAUGCUCGUUGUCGUCAUGGUCUGGCUGUUCAUGUGUAUCUCUGUAAUACGUCUAUGGAAAAUACUGCUUUUUAUAAUAGUGAUGGUGACUUCUUAAUUGUACCCCAAGAGGGAGUUUUGGAUAUUACCACUGAAUUUGGUAAAAUUAAGGUUUCACCAAAUGAGAUUUGUGUUAUACCCCAGGGUAUACGCUUCUCAGUAAAUGUUACAGGACCAACUAGAGGUUAUAUAUUGGAGGUUUAUGAUAAUCAUUUCAAUUUGCCUGAUUUGGGACCCAUUGGUGCCAAUGGCUUGGCCAACCCCAGAGAUUUUGUAACACCCGUAGCCUGGUUUGAAGAUCGUCAAGUUGAAGAUUUCCAGGUAGUCUCCAAAUUCCAGGGUCACUUAUUUGCAGCCAAACAAAAUCAUUCCUGUUUUGAUGUGGUGGCCUGGCAUGGCAACUAUGUGCCCUACAAAUACGAUUUGUCGAAAUUUAAUGUUAUUAACUCGGUUAGUUUUGAUCAUUGUGAUCCCAGUAUUUUCACAGUGUUAACCUGCCCUAGUGCAAAAUAUGGCACUGCCAUAGCCGAUUUUGUUAUAUUCCCUCCAAGGUGGUCGGUGCAAGAGCAUACAUUUAGACCACCUUAUUAUCAUCGUAAUUGCAUGAGCGAAUUCAUGGGCUUGAUUUUGGGCCGCUAUGAAGCCAAAGCAGAAGGCUUUAUGCCAGGUGGCGCCACCUUACACUCCAUGAUGACCCCUCAUGGCCCCGAUAACAAAUGCUUUGAGGGCGCUUCUAAUGCCAAAUUGCAGCCCGAACGUGUGGCUGAGGGUACCCAGGCAUUUAUGUUCGAAUCUUCUUUGAGCAUGGCUGUGACAAAGUGGGGUGAGGAGACUUGCCAGAAGUUGGAUGCCAAAUACUAUGAAUGUUGGCAGGCUUUGAAAAAUAACUUUAAAUUAAACAAUUAAAUGUAAAAUAAAUAAAUACAUGCAUAUUCUUAUUUUUAUAAAAAAAUAAAAUAAAACAAAAAUUGUUGUAGAUAAUUAAAAAUUGUUAGGAAAAAACUCUAGGUUUGACCAGCUAAAAUUA
This is a messenger RNA of Calliphora vicina (urban bluebottle blowfly), 1610 nucleotides long. RefSeq names its product homogentisate 1,2-dioxygenase (gene hgo). Gene Ontology annotation, biological process: L-phenylalanine catabolic process. The transcript has 7 exons. Bases 173 to 1489 code for a protein of 438 amino acids. The record is from RefSeq and is a predicted model, not a curated record. Gene Ontology annotation, cellular component: cytoplasm. Gene Ontology annotation, molecular function: homogentisate 1,2-dioxygenase activity. Lineage: Eukaryota; Metazoa; Arthropoda; Insecta; Diptera; Calliphoridae.